AUGUCUGAGCAACUUUCCCCUGUUCCACUGCGUCUGCGUUCUUACCUUGCGCCAAAUAUGUUCUACCUUUACGAAUCUAUCGCAUCACGUUUCGCCCAUAUUCUUCAGACGGACACUAACUUUGAUCAGAGCCCAUGUGAUGCUCUAGAUGACCCUGAUCUACGAAAUGGACAGAUUGAUAUCGCUUUUAUCUGUGAACUACCUUUAGUGCGCUUACAGAACGAUGGCGUACAUCUGUCGGCAUUCAGCGCUCCUAUUCUCGAAGACUCACGAUCAAAUGGACGACCUGUGUAUUUUGCUGACGUGAUUGUGCAAUCGGAUCGUAGUCAAUACCAACAUCUGAAGGAUUUAGAAGGGGCAUCGUUCUGCUAUAAUGACAUCGGCUCGAACAGUGGUCAUCAUUUGCUUCGUCAUCAUCUCAUGCAAGAAGGAUACAAUGCUCCAUUUUUCAAUCGAACUAUGGCAUCAGAUUCUCACCAACAAUCUAUUCUGUUUGUGCUUGAUGGAGUGAUCGAUUGUGCAGCAAUUGACAGUGCCGUUCUGGCUGAAGCACGACGUAAGGAUUCUACUCUUGCCAUCCGACUUUGCAUUGUGGAAUCUGUUGGACCAUGUCCUAUCCCACCCAUUGCAAUGACAAAUCCUAAUUUGCAACAAUGGAUUCCCAUUUUUCAGCAAGCUCUUACCAAGCCUGAUCCAACUUUACAAAGAAUAAUGAAUCAAGCGGGAAUCCACGCUGUGGUACCUGUUUCGAAUAUGGACUAUAUGCCGACUCUUGAUUUAUUCCUAAGAGCUGAGCGCGCCAAUUACCGAAUAAUUGACGUUUAA
Rotaria sp. Silwood2 is the source of this 825-nucleotide messenger RNA. Lineage: Eukaryota; Metazoa; Rotifera; Eurotatoria; Philodinida; Philodinidae. The record is from the annotation of a GenBank genome assembly.